AUGGCCCAGAUUCUGCCAAUUCGUUUUCAGGAGCAUCUCCAGCUCCAGAACCUGGGUAUAAACCCAGCAAACAUUGGCUUUAGUACCCUGACUAUGGAGUCAGACAAAUUCAUCUGCAUUAGAGAGAAAGUAGGAGAGCAAGCUCAAGUGGUAAUCAUUGACAUGAAUGACCCAAGUAAUCCAAUUCGAAGACCAAUUUCAGCAGACAGCGCCAUCAUGAAUCCAGCUAGCAAAGUAAUUGCAUUGAAAGCUGGGAAAACUCUUCAGAUAUUUAACAUUGAAAUGAAAAGUAAAAUGAAGGCCCAUACCAUGACUGAUGAUGUCACCUUCUGGAAAUGGAUCUCUUUGAAUACGGUUGCUCUUGUUACGGAUAAUGCAGUUUACCAUUGGAGUAUGGAAGGAGAGUCUCAGCCAGUGAAAAUGUUUGAUCGCCAUUCUAGCCUUGCAGGUUGCCAGAUUAUCAAUUAUCGUACAGAUGCAAAGCAAAAGUGGUUACUUCUGACUGGCAUAUCUGCACAGCAAAAUCGUGUGGUGGGAGCUAUGCAGUUGUAUUCCGUAGAUAGGAAAGUGUCUCAGCCCAUUGAAGGACAUGCAGCUAGCUUCGCACAAUUUAAGAUGGAAGGAAAUGCAGAAGAAUCAACGUUAUUUUGUUUUGCAGUACGGGGUCAAGCUGGAGGGAAGUUACAUAUCAUUGAAGUUGGCACCCCACCUACAGGGAAUCAGCCCUUUCCAAAGAAGGCUGUGGAUGUUUUCUUUCCUCCGGAAGCACAAAAUGACUUUCCUGUUGCAAUGCAGAUCAGUGAAAAGCAUGAUGUAGUAUUCUUGAUUACUAAGUAUGGUUAUAUCCACCUGUAUGACCUUGAGACUGGUACCUGCAUCUACAUGAAUAGAAUCAGUGGAGAAACAAUCUUUGUUACUGCACCUCAUGAAGCCACAGCUGGGAUAAUUGGAGUAAACAGAAAGGGACAAGUUCUAUCAGUAUGUGUGGAAGAAGAAAACAUAAUUCCUUAUAUCACCAAUGUCCUACAAAAUCCUGAUUUGGCUCUGAGAAUGGCUGUACGUAACAACUUAGCUGGUGCUGAAGAACUCUUUGCCCGGAAAUUUAAUGCUCUUUUUGCCCAGGGAAAUUACUCAGAGGCAGCAAAGGUGGCUGCUAAUGCACCCAAGGGAAUCCUCCGAACCCCAGACACCAUCCGUCGAUUCCAGAGUGUCCCAGCCCAGCCAGGACAAACUUCUCCUCUACUUCAAUAUUUUGGCAUACUUUUGGACCAAGGCCAGCUAAACAAAUAUGAAUCCUUAGAAUUGUGUAGGCCUGUACUUCAGCAAGGACGGAAACAGCUUUUGGAGAAAUGGUUAAAAGAAGAUAAGCUGGAAUGUUCUGAAGAACUAGGUGACCUUGUGAAAUCUGUGGACCCUACAUUGGCACUUAGUGUGUACCUAAGGGCUAAUGUCCCAAAUAAAGUCAUUCAGUGCUUUGCAGAAACUGGUCAAGUUCAGAAGAUUGUUUUGUAUGCUAAAAAAGUUGGAUACACUCCAGAUUGGAUCUUUCUGCUGAGAAAUGUCAUGCGUAUCAGUCCAGAUCAGGGACAGCAGUUUGCUCAAAUGUUAGUUCAGGAUGAAGAACCUCUUGCUGAUAUCACACAGAUUGUGGAUGUCUUUAUGGAAUACAAUCUAAUUCAGCAGUGUACUGCAUUCUUGCUUGAUGCCCUGAAGAAUAAUCGCCCAUCUGAAGGUCCUUUACAGACGAGGUUGCUUGAGAUGAACCUUAUGCAUGCACCUCAGGUUGCAGAUGCUAUCCUAGGGAAUCAGAUGUUCACGCAUUAUGACCGGGCUCAUAUUGCUCAGCUGUGUGAAAAGGCUGGCCUGCUGCAACGUGCAUUGGAACACUUCACUGAUUUAUAUGAUAUUAAGCGUGCAGUUGUUCACACCCAUCUUCUUAACCCUGAGUGGCUAGUGAAUUAUUUUGGAUCCUUAUCAGUAGAAGACUCCCUAGAAUGCCUCAGGGCCAUGCUGUCUGCCAAUAUUCGCCAAAAUCUGCAGAUCUGUGUUCAAGUGGCUUCUAAGUAUCACGAACAACUGUCAACUCAGUCUCUGAUUGAACUGUUUGAAUCUUUCAAAAGUUUUGAAGGUCUCUUUUAUUUUCUGGGAUCCAUUGUUAACUUUAGUCAGGACCCAGAUGUGCACUUUAAAUAUAUUCAGGCAGCUUGCAAGACUGGGCAGAUCAAAGAAGUAGAAAGAAUCUGCCGAGAAAGCAACUGCUAUGAUCCUGAACGAGUCAAGAAUUUUCUCAAGGAAGCGAAGCUAACAGAUCAGUUACCACUCAUCAUUGUGUGUGAUCGAUUUGACUUUGUCCAUGAUUUGGUGCUGUACUUAUAUAGAAAUAAUCUUCAAAAGUAUAUAGAGAUAUAUGUACAAAAGGUGAAUCCAAGUCGACUUCCUGUGGUUAUUGGAGGAUUACUUGAUGUUGAUUGCUCUGAAGAUGUCAUUAAAAACUUAAUUCUUGUUGUAAGAGGUCAAUUUUCUACUGAUGAACUUGUUGCUGAGGUUGAAAAAAGAAACAGGUUGAAACUGCUUCUGCCUUGGCUAGAGGCCAGGAUUCAUGAGGGCUGUGAGGAGCCUGCUACUCACAAUGCGUUAGCCAAAAUCUACAUAGACAGUAAUAACAACCCAGAGAGAUUUCUUCGUGAAAAUCCUUAUUAUGACAGUCGUGUUGUUGGAAAAUAUUGUGAGAAGAGAGAUCCACAUCUGGCCUGUGUGGCUUAUGAGCGUGGCCAGUGUGACCUGGAACUUAUUAAUGUUUGCAAUGAGAAUUCCCUCUUCAAAAGUCUUUCCCGCUAUCUGGUACGCCGGAAGGAUCCAGAAUUGUGGGGCAGUGUGCUGCUGGAAAGCAAUCCUUAUCGGAGACCUCUAAUUGACCAGGUUGUGCAGACAGCCUUGUCUGAGACUCAGGACCCUGAAGAAGUAUCAGUAACUGUCAAGGCUUUUAUGACUGCAGACCUUCCUAAUGAACUUAUUGAACUGCUGGAGAAAAUUGUUCUCGAUAACUCCGUAUUCAGUGAACACAGAAAUCUGCAAAAUCUCCUAAUCCUCACUGCAAUCAAGGCUGAUCGUACCCGUGUUAUGGAGUAUAUUAACCGCCUGGAUAAUUAUGAUGCUCCAGAUAUUGCCAAUAUUGCCAUCAGCAAUGAGCUCUUUGAAGAAGCAUUUGCCAUUUUCCGGAAAUUUGAUGUCAAUACUUCAGCAGUGCAGGUUUUAAUUGAACAUAUUGGAAACUUGGAUCGGGCAUAUGAAUUUGCUGAACGCUGCAAUGAACCUGCGGUCUGGAGUCAGCUUGCAAAAGCCCAGUUGCAGAAAGGAAUGGUGAAAGAAGCCAUUGACUCUUACAUCAAAGCAGAUGAUCCUUCAUCUUACAUGGAAGUUGUUCAGGCUGCCAAUACUAGUGGAAACUGGGAAGAACUGGUCAAGUACUUGCAGAUGGCCCGUAAGAAGGCUCGUGAGUCUUAUGUGGAGACAGAAUUGAUAUUCGCACUGGCUAAAACAAACCGCCUUGCAGAGUUAGAAGAGUUCAUCAAUGGGCCAAAUAAUGCUCACAUCCAGCAAGUUGGUGACCGUUGUUAUGAUGAAAAAAUGUAUGAUGCUGCUAAGUUGUUGUACAAUAAUGUUUCCAAUUUUGGACGCUUGGCAUCUACCCUGGUUCACCUGGGUGAAUAUCAGGCAGCUGUUGAUGGAGCUAGGAAAGCAAACAGUACUCGAACAUGGAAAGAGGUCUGCUUUGCCUGUGUAGAUGGGAAAGAAUUUCGUCUUGCUCAGAUGUGUGGACUUCAUAUUGUAGUACAUGCAGAUGAAUUAGAGGAACUUAUUAACUACUAUCAGGAUCGUGGAUAUUUUGAAGAACUGAUAACAAUGUUGGAAGCAGCUCUGGGACUUGAGCGAGCUCACAUGGGGAUGUUCACUGAAUUAGCCAUUCUAUAUUCUAAAUUUAAGCCACAGAAAAUGAGGGAGCACUUGGAGCUGUUCUGGUCCAGAGUGAAUAUACCUAAGGUGCUAAGAGCUGCAGAACAAGCUCAUCUUUGGGCAGAAUUGGUGUUUUUGUAUGACAAGUAUGAAGAAUAUGAUAAUGCCAUAAUUACCAUGAUGAAUCAUCCCACUGAUGCAUGGAAAGAAGGGCAGUUCAAAGAUAUCAUUACCAAGGUUGCCAAUGUGGAAUUAUACUACAGAGCAAUACAGUUCUACUUAGAAUUCAAGCCUCUGUUGUUAAAUGAUUUGCUGAUGGUGCUGUCUCCACGGUUGGAUCAUACUCGUGCAGUCAAUUAUUUCAGCAAGGUUAAACAGCUACCCCUGGUGAAACCAUAUUUGCGUUCAGUUCAGAACCACAACAAUAAAUCUGUGAAUGAAUCACUGAACAACCUCUUUAUUACAGAAGAAGAUUAUCAGGCUCUGCGAACAUCAAUAGACGCUUACGACAACUUUGACAAUAUCUCACUUGCUCAGCGUUUGGAAAAACAUGAACUCAUUGAGUUCAGAAGAAUUGCUGCUUAUCUCUUCAAAGGCAACAAUCGCUGGAAGCAGAGUGUAGAGCUGUGCAAGAAAGAUAGCCUGUACAAGGAUGCAAUGCAGUAUGCCUCUGAAUCUAAAGAUACUGAGUUGGCUGAAGAACUCCUACAGUGGUUUUUGCAGGAAGAAAAAAGAGAGUGCUUUGGAGCUUGUCUCUUUACCUGUUAUGAUCUUUUAAGGCCAGAUGUUGUCCUGGAAACUGCCUGGAGGCACAAUAUCAUGGAUUUUGCCAUGCCCUAUUUCAUCCAGGUCAUGAAGGAAUAUUUGACAAAGGUGGAUAAAUUAGAUGCUUCAGAAUCACUGAGAAAAGAAGAAGAACAAGCUACAGAGACGCAACCUAUUGUUUAUGGUCAGCCCCAGUUGAUGCUGACAGCAGGACCCAGUGUUGCAGUCCCUCCCCAGGCACCUUUUGGCUAUGGUUAUACUGCACCACCCUAUGGGCAGCCACAGCCUGGCUUUGGGUACAGCAUGUGA
Pipistrellus nathusii (Nathusius's pipistrelle) is the source of this 5028-nucleotide messenger RNA. NCBI's taxonomy places the organism in Eukaryota, Metazoa, Chordata, Mammalia, Chiroptera, Vespertilionidae. The record is from the annotation of a GenBank genome assembly.